This is a messenger RNA of Magallana angulata, 2282 nucleotides long. RefSeq lists its product as uncharacterized. The transcript has 2 exons. NCBI's taxonomy places the organism in Eukaryota, Metazoa, Mollusca, Bivalvia, Ostreida, Ostreidae. Bases 46 to 2007 code for a protein of 653 amino acids. The record is from RefSeq and is a predicted model, not a curated record.
CUAAAUUUAGCACGGUUAUGGAACUAACGAAGAGCAGUUAAAAUAAUGGCUCUUCAAAAAAUGUCUGAGUCAGUGUAUGUGGGGAUGUGUCACAAGAUAGGGACCCCACAACAGGUGGCCUCCAGGAGAGAUAUAGCGGAUAUCUCGGAGCUGUUGACAAAUCAACAUGAUGUGAGGAGAUUAAUGAUUAGUGGAAGUCGGAAAGAAGGAUUUAGAUUUAGUGGUUCAGAUGUAGACACUAUGUUUUGGUCAACUGACCACCGAGUGAUCUGGGACUUCUCUCAGUCUGCGUUUUACAACAUACACAGACAGGUAAUGAUUCUCUGUGACAGUUCUGAGAGUCCAGCAGGAUUUACCUUACUUUGGUUACCAUUGGAAAGAGCUGGACAAGGAGUGUUGUUAUCUUGUGUGAGGAUGAAUGGGGGACUCUUUAUAUCAAGUUCUAAAUACAGAGACUACACAUGUACAGCAAUCACUCCUGACAGCAGAAUACAUGGACCAUGUAGCACUAGAACAGAGGGUUCAGAAGAAUACGGCACUCUUGAUCACGAUAAUGCUUAUUGUUUUGUCAGUGAUUUUUGGCCUCCCUCUGCCGCCUCAUGGAUAGACAGAUGUCACUCAUGGCCCCCACCCCAUGUUGUCAAUGACAUUGUAAGAAAUGGAUGUCACUUUGUAGCAAUAGGACACAAACUAGGAAACCAUGAAGGCAAUGAAUGGAGAAUUUCUUUCUCUCAGGCAGAAUACAAACUUGUGUACUCAAUGAAUCACACACAAGUUUUAACUUAUGGUUUGUUGAAAUUGUUCUUAAAGGAAAUAAUUAACAAUGGAUUAAGAAGAGAAGAAGAUAAACUUUUGUGUUCAUACCACAUGAAAACAGCAGUUUUCUGGGCCAUUCAACAAGACACACUGCCUCACUGGUGUCCACAAAAUAUCCUGGCCGGUUUCUGGGUCUGCUUCAAACUUCUCCUUAAAUGGGUGUACGAGGGGAUCUGUCCAAACUUUUUCAUUCCAGAGAACAACAUGUUUCUGAGCAAAAUCCAUGGCCAAGCACAAACAAGUUUAUUCAGGCGACUGUAUGGGUUGUAUGAGAAAGGUAUAGCAUUGCUGCUACACAGUCCCUCCAUCAGGUCCUCUAUCAUUGAUGUCCUCUGUAAUCCCAGACUCACGGUGUGUACUGAUGAACACACUCUGAUCUCUGAGGCUGAGUUUGAUGUACAAUUAUUUGAUGAGAUAGAUAGGAAUGAUGCAUUACACAGCUCAGACCUACAGCACUGUAUAAAGAUCGUACACACAGUAGAACAGUUAAUAGGUUCUCCACUGACACAGUAUCAAGUUGUAAGUUUACAAAAACACACAGCCACUACUCUUCAGUGUACUGCCUUUAUAUUACACAACAUAUCAAACACAGGUGUCAACAAACAGAUGUACAUUGCAGACAAAAUAUCAUGUCAUAUGCUGAAAUUAGCAGCCAAGUUUGGGUAUGUUUCUGACAUGUUGUACAUUGCCAUUUAUUAUUACAAGACAUUCAGAUACAGGGAAGCUUUAUCUGUUUUAGAGAUGACAAAGGUGAAGUUAACACAACUAUAUAUUAUGUAUGAAGAAUGUGUAGACAGAGAGAGGUAUACUGAGGCUGUAGGGGGACAGUCCUGGUCUACAAAGAUGAGACAGGCUGUAGCAAGGAAUAUCAAACUUGACUAUGAAAUAUGUUAUAUCAGUGAACUUAUACUAGAACAACAGUCUAGUAGACAAAACAGUUGGCCUGCAUUGCUUAUCCCACCGUUUAUACUGUUACACAUGCUAGAGAUUUUGUGUUCUAGACAUGUUGACACAAUUGGCGCACAAACAGCUCUAAAUGAUCUACAGGCCCUAGUUCACCAUGACCAGGGACUGUAUAUAGGUGAUAUAUGCAGAGACAUCUCCUGGGAGAUCCUGGGGAUCUGUCAACAGAUCUCAAGGAAUCUCCAGGCUGCUCUGUACUCAUACACUUGGACAAGUCUCUUUCCAUAAAUUUCAAACUGCUACCAGACAAAGAAUUCAUGAUUUACAUAUGCCAACUUAAGCAAUGUGAGAAACUAGUAGAUAGCAGGCCUUGAUAAAUCCUAUAAUUGAAAAUUGUAUAAGUGUGCUUUAGCAAAUACAAUGAAAUAAAAAAAAGUAUGCAUAAAAGUGAAGUAAGGUGUAACAAUGUAUUCUCCCUGUGUUCUAGAAAUACCGAGAAAAAUCUCGCAAGAUCUUCCUUCGUAAGAUUGGCGUAAAUACUAGUAUCUAAGUCUUUUUAAAGU